Molecule: messenger RNA, 594 nt
Organism: Amorphotheca resinae ATCC 22711
Lineage: Eukaryota; Fungi; Ascomycota; Leotiomycetes; Helotiales; Amorphothecaceae
Exons: 3
Coding region: 1-594 (197 amino acids)
Source: RefSeq, a predicted model, not a curated record
AUGCUUCUCGACGAAGACCCCGCAACACUCAUCCACCACACUGUUGGCAACUUCAACAUCCUACCAGACAAACUCGCCGUUUCGCGCAUCAAUGAAUCACUAUCUACGUUGCAACAAGCUCGGGAUCUGCGCGUACGAGAAGCCGAGAGCGCAUUAAAAAAGCUUUCAAGGACCCUCACAACCCUAAACAACCACCACCAAGAAACAAUCGCCUCCCACUCAUCCGCGGCCCAUGCUUCAGAAAUUGCGACCCUUGACACACAGAAAUUCCGCAUCGCCAAAGCUGCUAGCGAUAUUGAAAUUGAGACGGAGCGCCUCUCUUCCCAACUUGCGGACCUACAAGCCCGCCUGCAAGAACUGGAAUUACAAGGAGUUGAGGGUGGCGAGAAUGCGAGGAGGGGUUUGGUGGCCGACGAAGUUACUCUAAAAUUGAAGAUCUACAGGGGGUUAGGAAUCGAUCUUGUGAGGGACAGCGACGGGGAGUAUACGAAGGCGGUUAUCAGGAAUGGGAGCCAGGUUGGUUUAAACGUGGUCAACCUGGACAACAAGCUUUCGAGGUUCUUCUAUGUGAAUUACUUCUGGCAGAUGUUGUAG